This is a messenger RNA of Capsella rubella, 2051 nucleotides long. Its product is annotated as rop guanine nucleotide exchange factor 13. Gene Ontology annotation, molecular function: guanyl-nucleotide exchange factor activity. Lineage: Eukaryota; Viridiplantae; Streptophyta; Magnoliopsida; Brassicales; Brassicaceae. The record is from RefSeq and is a predicted model, not a curated record.
GUCAAUCUCAAAUAAAACAAAGCUACUCUGGAUUUGCUAUGCUCCCCUCGAGUAUUAUUAUUACCACACGGUUUCGUUCAUGUGUUUUAACAAAGUUUGUUUCUUAAUUUCCAUGCAUAACAGACAUCAACACAACUCUGUUUUAUAAAAUCUUCUUCUUUAUUAAUGUCUCUUCCGCCUAAAAAUUCUUCUUUGUUUCAAGAGGAUAAAACAGAGAGAUUCAAAAACAGAGAACCUCUCGUUAGGUUUAAGAAAAUCAUGGAAAUGGUGAGAGCGUGUGAGAAAGAUCAAGAGAGCUACAAGUCGAGAUUGUUCGAUUUAGAGAACGCCAAGGAGAAGAAGAAGUCAUCGUCAAGGCACUACAAGAGAUGGAACUCAGAUUCCGCCUUGAGGAUUGAUGAUCCAGACAUUGAUGAUGGCACUGUUUUCAGGAAAACAGCUGCCUCAAGCGUCCUCCUCAUGCCGGUGUUACAGCCUCUGGAUAAGGAUGAGUCACCUCAGCCGCGUGAAGUAACUGACGAAGAAUUGCAGGAAGAUUUAGGCAAGAGAUCAAACACUUGGUUCGUGGGACACUUAUGUCUAGGUUUCAUUGGAAAAUAAGUUAUCUUUCGGUUUCGUGGAUUUCAAUCUAAGACAUGUUAUUUUGAUUAUACAGAAAAGGAGCAGAUGAAAGAGAAGUUUGCGAAAUUGCUUUUAGGGGAAGACAUGUCAGGAGGAAGCAAAGGUGUUUGUUCAGCUUUGGCAUUAUCUAACUCGAUCACAAAUCUUUCAGCUUCUGCCUUUGGGGAACUAAGGCGUUUAGAGCCAAUCUCUGAAGAUAGAAAAGAGCUGUGGAGAAGAGAAAUCGGAUGGCUUCUCUCUGUUACUGAUCAUAUAGUUGAAUUCUCACCGACACACCAAACUAACGAGAAUGGAUCUUCCAUGGAGGUAAUGACUACAAAACAGAGAACAGAUCUUGUCUCCAACAUUCCUACUCUUAAGAAACUUGAUGCAAUGCUCAUCGAUUGUCUUGAUAAAUUUAAAGAUCAGGAUGAGUUCUGUUAUGCCACGAUCGAUUCUCCAGAAUAUGAAAACAGUAGCUCGACCAGGAAUGACGAUAAAUGGUGGCUCCCAAUGGUCAAAGUUCCACCUAAAGGCUUAUCUGAAAAGUCAAAAAGGUUUCUACUGAGUCAGGAAGAAUGUGUGAGCCAAGUGCUUAAAUACGCAAUGGCCAUAAAUGCUGAAGCUCUAUCUGAAAUGGAGAUCCCUGAGAGCUACAUUGAUUCACUUCCUAAGAAUGGGAGAGCCAGUCUUGGAGACAUGAUCUACAAGAUGAUAACACAAGACAUGUUUGAUGCAGAGCAGUUCCUUCUUGAAAUGGAUUUAUCAUCUGAGCACAAGAUAAUUGAUUUAAAGAACAAAUUCGAAGCUUCGGGUGUGAUAUGGAAGAGAAAGAUAGUGCAGAAAGACAACAAAUCGUCGUCUCCAUGGAGUACAAAUUUAAGUAUGGAGAAGAGACAACAGUUAGAAGAAAGAGCAGAAACCAUCUUGCAUUUUAUCAAACAAGAAUUCCCAGGGAUCUCUCAAUCCACACUUGACAUCAGCAAGAUUCAAUUCAACAAAGAUAUAGGAUUAGCAAUACUGGAGAGUUACUCAAGAGUUCUUGAGAGCUUGGCGCACACAAUAAGGUCAAGAAUAGAAGAUGUUCUUGAAGCUGAUCAGCUAACGCAAGACCCUGAACUCGCGGUUUGUAAGAGAUAUAUAGUGAAGGAAACAGACAGUCCAAAGAAGGGAGAAGCUCAAAACUUUUGUCUUUUAGAGGAGAGACCAAAAAAGCAGAAGGCUACCAUAUCACUGUCUCAGGUAAUGCAAUGGAAUAUCGAAACUACUAUACCAAUAAAGAAAGUAAAGAGCGAGGCAGCAUUAAAAGAUUCAGGCAAGAAACUGUUAACCAGAGUGUCAAGCAUGAUCAUGGCUAACAACAAGAAGGCUACUUUUUAUCUUGAAUCUUUUGGAAACACAAGAAGUCCAACCGCAGGGCGAUACUCUUGAGAACAAAAAAAAAAUCUUUU